Drosophila montana is the source of this 1755-nucleotide messenger RNA. It is a transcript of the gene mthl8, whose product is annotated as methuselah-like 8. The transcript has 6 exons. The record is from RefSeq and is a predicted model, not a curated record. The coding region runs from base 12 to 1517 and encodes 501 amino acids. Gene Ontology annotation, molecular function: G protein-coupled receptor activity. Lineage: Eukaryota; Metazoa; Arthropoda; Insecta; Diptera; Drosophilidae.
GAGGUGUGAGCAUGUCUUUGGCCAUGUCCACGGCGCAGUACUGGCUAAUUGGCUGGCUGCUGCUGCUGGUUGGGCGCACGUUCGGCUAUCCGGAGGAGGCGCGUCAUCCGUGCGCCUUCAUCGACACGGCGAACAUAACGGGCGGCUACAACAUGGGCAGCACCCUGAACGGCUCCUACGUGCACAACUGGACGGUCAUACCCAAGGAGCUGGUGACCGCCUACGACUUCGUCAUCGAGAACGGGAUACGUGUGCCGGCGGCGCGGCAUCUGCGCGCCUGCGUCUGCAAGCUGCGAGCCUGCGUGCGCUUCUGCUGCCCCGCCGGACAGCUGUACGAGCUGCAGCGCCGCCGCUGCGUGACUCCGACCGGGGACAUGCCGCAGCCACCCGGGCACAGUCACAUGACCGUGGAGCUGCACAACGGCUCCCAGCUGAGCCUCGAGCUGGGCGCCCGGUUCAGCGUGCACGUGGAGACGCCCUGCGAUCAUAUGCGCGCCCUCACCAAGGAUUCCGUCUACCGCAACUGGACGCUGCACGAGAACGGUUCGAUUACCCAUCGGGAGCAUCUGUUCACCAAGCAUUACUGCUUCACCCCCCUCCUCAUGGGGAACAGCAGCUGGAACUGGCAGCCCCUCGCCUGUGCCCCGGAGAAACUACACUUUGCGCUCGGCGUGCGUGAGUGGACCUAUGCAAUAUGCCUGCUGAUCUGCAUUAUAUCGAUGUUCAUCGUGCUGAUCGUGCACCUGAUGUGCUCAGGUAUGCGCAAUAGCUUCUACGGCGUGGCGAUCAAGGCCUACACGACGUGUGUUAUCUUUGGCUACGCUCUGCUGGCACACCUGACCCUGCACGAUCCCGCAAAUCUGUCGCCGGCUGCGUGCCGCGUUAUACCUAGCUUGGCGCUGCUCUUUCUGGUGCUGUCCUUCUACAUCCUGAGCUUUAUAUCGUUUAAGCUUUACGUGAGCUUUCAUGGGGUGGUCUUCACGAAGCUCAUGUUCUGGCUGAUCUUCGGACCGAUCGUGCUCAUCGCCGUGGGCUGGUCCGUCUUUGUGGGCUUUAGCUAUUACGGCGCCAAGCUUGUCUUUGGUGGCGACACCUGUUGGUUCGAUCCGCGCAACUGGAGCAUUAUGAUCUAUUUCUUUGCGCCCAUUUUCGUAGCCUGCGCGAUCAGCGGCUUCUUCUAUUUGCUCACACUGAUCCGCAUCUGCGACGACCCGGAUUUGGAUGGAGAGAAGAGCUUUGAGUCCUUGGAGAAGAAUCGCUUGAAGUCCUUCUGGAAGUUCUUCACCUACUCGGCGCUCACCUAUUUCGUUUGCGUGUGCUCAUUUGCUGUCAAUUAUUAUCGCGAGGAGCGUUCGCAUUUGAACUACGCCGUUUGCUUCUGCACGGCUUUUCACGGAUUUGCGGCGCUUUAUGCGCUCAUCGGAAAGAACCAACAGAUACAGCACUUUCUGCGACGUAUCGAUGAAAACAACGACGAGGACACCUGUGAGAACUCUGUGCCCAUGUCCAUAUACUGAAUGUCAGCUUCAAAUUGCCGACGCAGUUUGGCAGCCACUGCACAGUUGAGGGGCGCUUUAGUCGCGACACAAACCGCCCGACUGAAGUAGCGUAGCUUUCGCCGCAGCCGUGACACGCACCAAAAGCAGCUUUCGUUUUGUUGUUGUUUAGUUAGAAACUCUUUUCAAAUGCCCAACGGGAAAUAUUAAAAAAAUGUUGAAAAUUGUUUUGAUCAAAUAAAUAAUGCUUGUAAAAAUG